AUGGCUUUCUUGUCCAGAUUGUGCAACCCGCGAGGGGAUGAGAUCGACGUGGACUCCGCCCCGGUGUGCAAUGUUCCUUUGCUGAACUCCACCCUGAAGCCCGUGCCGGACGAUAGGACCUUCCCGCUGUUCUCGUCCCUGCCGAAGGAGCUGAGGCUCCAGAUAUGGGAGGAAGCCACACCGCGAGAGCGACUCGUCCAUGUCACCAUAUGCUGCCGCUUGUAUCGGGAGAAAGAGAAAGAGUCCGACGCCCCCGUGCGGUAUCUGAAGAAGAACCAUCUUGGGAACCCCAUCAGCGGUUCUGAAUAUCAGCUCUUCGCGGAGGACGGCCGGCUCGACCAUGCGCUGCUGUCUGUCAACAGGGAGGCCAGGCAGGUUGUGCUGGACUUUUACCGGAUCCACAUACCGGCCUUCUGCGUGCAGUCACAUCAUGGGAAACCAAUUCCGCACUGCUACGGGGAGCGGACCACGCUGCACAUCAACCCCGAGCACGACGUGAUCCAAUUCCAGGCGCAGGAGCCAGUGAGAGAAACGCUGAUCGAUUUUCUCUGGGACCUGAAGGCGUACGACCCGAAGGGUGUGGGGUUGCUCAGGCUGGCAACGAGCCUGGAGAACUUCUGUACCAACGACCUCCAGUAUCUAAAGCGCUCGGAUCUGCUGCUCAUCCGCCAGCGGCAGGCGCUCGUCGAGACUCUGUCGCAGCUGCAAGAGGUAUGGUUCGUCAACGUGGAGUCCGGAAGGAACCUAUACCAGCCGACGGCCGACGGCUCGGAGAACAUGGUUCCUUAUGGCAUCAAAAUGUCGGGGUACGAGUCCGUUGGCCCCGAAGCAAGAGAGGGUGCGGAGGCUGAGCUGCAGCGAGUCUACAUGGGCAGGGUAGACCCGCGUGAGCUCAUCUGGCGGUGGAAGAGGCUGUUGCGCACGUGGAAGAUACACCACCCACACGGACAGGUCAAAUACCGGUUGAUGGUAGCGCAGCAGCAGAAGCCAUUCAAAGACGAACCGAGUGCCAGGGGGUUAGCCCGGAUCAUGGGCCUGUUGAGUGUACGGGACCAAGACCGCUAUUACUACAAAGAAGACAAGAUCUUCAGGCCCGGUGCAUGUGAGGCGGGCAGUGGAAAGUUGCCAGACCAGGUCAAACCCGAAGAAUCUGGCACGAUGAAAACUGCUGCCGUUGGCUUUUGGUCAUUUCCAAUUGAAGCGGUGGGAGAUAUCGGCAAGGGCAAAAGCCUUCGCGAUUGUGACUAUGAGCCAAAUCGUUUCUUGGAUAUGAGGAGUCACUGGCCUGAGCUUCUACUGGCAAAGACUAGGACGUUUUGA
Messenger RNA from Diaporthe citri, 1320 nucleotides. RefSeq lists its product as uncharacterized. The transcript has a single exon. Lineage: Eukaryota; Fungi; Ascomycota; Sordariomycetes; Diaporthales; Diaporthaceae. The record is from RefSeq and is a predicted model, not a curated record. The coding region runs from base 1 to 1320 and encodes 439 amino acids.